AUGGGGGACGAAGUGGAUUUUGACAUCAAUGAUGCGCUCAAGUACUAUCUCAGUGACCCCGCUUCAGUAGCAACCCCCGAGGCCGAUGGAGCGCUAUUGGACUGUGAGAACGAUCCAGAGUCGCUCACCAACUCUUUAGUAAAUGGAGUGCUUAAUCCGAUCGUGGACUCAAUCGCAGAGAAUCCGGACGCCCUGACCAGAAUCUCCACAUUCGAUUCCUUACAAUUUUUACUCAAAUCAGCUUCCCUGCUGCCCACUCACUCCCUGAGCAAAAUCUUCGAUCUCAUAAUUUCGGGCCUUUCAUCAGAGGCCGACGCCGUACACAUUGAGCUCGAGACCGAGGAGCAAGAUGCCUUUCGACAUCAGAAACGGUUGUUAGAAAUGUAUGCAUUUCUGUUGCAGUGGUCAGUAUCCGUUGUGGAAGUGAAGGCCGCAGAAAAAUCAAGCGGUCCGCCUGCAAAGGGUCGAGGAGCUGGGAAGGGUGCAAAGUCAAAAGGGACAACAAAAGAUGGCACUUGGGAUUCCUCAGCACAGUUACAGGUUGCUUUGGAUACGAUGUGCAAGGUCUUGAAGCUGAAGCUCGGGAAAGUAUUUGUGACGACCUCUGAACGAGACACUUUCGUUGGCCUUUUCACAAGACCCGUCUACUUAAUCCUUGAGAGCGAGCAACGGAUUAAGAACAGUGCUUUGCGAAUGCAUGCCUUCAAAGUGCUCUGCAUUGCAGUUAAGCAUCAUGGACAUGCUUUUGGAGCGCAAACUUCAAUUAUCCAAAACCUUUCCUACUUCGAGCAUCUUGCCGAACCAAUGGCGGAAUUUCUUCACAUACUCUCAGAGCAAUACGAUUACCCACAAUUGACAGACGAGGUCCUAAGGGACCUGAGCAAUAAAGAGUUCAACAACAAUGACACAAGAGGCCCCAAAUCUGUCUCGACGUUUAUAACCAAGCUCUCGGAACUCGCUCCUCGCCUUGUCAUUAAGCAAAUGACAUUGCUUGUCAAGCAACUGGACAGCGAGGCUUACACGCUUCGGUGCGCUGUUAUCGAGGUAUGCGGAAAUCUAAUAGCGGACCUCAGCAAGCAAGAAGAGCGAAACGAGAACUCUAAAACACAAAUCAGUGGCUUCUUUGACAUUCUAGAAGAGCGAUUCCUGGACACGAAUCCCUAUUGCCGUUGCAGAGAUAUUCAAGUCUACAUGAAGCUGUGUGACUUGGAGCAGAAAUUUCCCAAACGCCGUCAAGCAGCGGCAGAGCUUGCCGCUCGAAGUCUUGAAGAUAAGAGUAGCAACGUUCGAAGAAAUGCCAUCAAAUUGCUUGGCAAGCUUGUGUCGACUCACCCAUUUAGCGUCAUGCAUGGUGGACAGCUAUCAUACAAAGAAUGGGAUGACCGACUGCAAGCCGUGGAGCAUCAGCUCGACGCAUUAAAACCUCCGGCUGAUUCGCCUGGUCUCGGCGAGAAAAAUCUCCAGGCAGAAGCAACCGUUGACAGUGCUCUGUUGGACGAUGCGACAACAAUGGAGAGCCCUACAAAGGAGGCCGCCCCGAUGAGCGAUAAACAGCAGGUGGCAGCACUAAAAAGAGCUCAAGAGGAUGCAGCAACAUCUGAACUUAUGACAAAGCUUCAGUUGACGCGGAAAUAUUACAUUGAAGCCAUCCGCUUCAUCGAAGUAUUGCAUGCUGGUACUCCCGUGGUCUGCCAACUUCUAUCUUCAAAGAACAAAAGCGAAGUAAUAGAAGCAAUGGAUUUCUUCGUUGUCGUGGACGCCUACAAAAUUGAAGCGGCGAGGACAGGCAUACGCAGAAUGCUGCGCUUAAUAUGGACAAAAGGCAACAGUGACGAGGGAAAGGGGGUCCAGACACAUCUCAUCGACUGCUACCGAGGUCUCUUCUUCAGCGCUCCAGGUUCGUUCAGUGAGAACGACGCGGCGAACUAUGUUGCGCGAAACAUGAUCAGCUUGACGUUCGGUGCUACUCCAGCAGAGCUGACGUCUCUGGAACAGCUUCUGAACACGAUGGUCAAGGCCGACCACGUUUCGGAUUUGGUAGUGGCCAAGCUGUGGCAGGUGUACGGAAUCCAAAAGCAAGAAAUCUCUAAAAAUCAAAGGCGUGGAGCGAUCAUAGUACUAGGAAUGCUAGCUACUGCAGACCCCGAUAUUGUCGUCAAAGAGAUGGGAGCCAUGCUUCGUAUUGGUCUGGGACCUUUGGGACGAGCCGACCUGGCGCUUGCAAAGUAUACCUGUCUCGCUCUUCGACGUAUGAAUCCGACAAAACGUCAAGGCAAGGAAGAUUCAACCGCAGCAUCAAAGCUUCCCAAUGAUCAUGCCAUUCUUACUAAAUUAGCCGCUAUGACCGAAAUCGUCUCUGAUAGCAAAGAAUGGUUCGGUGUUGCCGAGCAAGCCAUCGGCGCCAUAUACAUGCUGUCAAAGCAUCCCGAUACACUCUGCUCGGAUAUACUUCGUAGAAAGACAAGACACAUAUUCGAGCCUCGAAAUGUAGUACAGCCAGCUUCAGAGCCGAUGGAGGGAAUUGAGGGUCAAAGCGGGCUGCCCUCUCCGCCGCCCGAAGAGCCUGAAAGGAAGCAGAAAGCAUCUCUAGCUUUAUCUCAACUGCUCUUUAUCGUUGGUCAUAUCGCGAUCAAGCAAAUCGUCCACCUGGAGCUUUGCGAGUUGGACUUCAAGCGGAGAAAGGCGGAGAAAGAAAAGUCGAAAACAGCCAAUGCUUCUCCGGUCAAGUCGGCAGGAGUCGAUCAAGAUGAGCUGGACCUGAUUGGCGGUACUACCGAAGAUGAUUUCACAGAAGCCAUGACGCACAUCCGUGAGCGAGAGCUUUUGUACGGAGAAAACUCGCUUUUAUCGAACUUUGGGGCCAUGGUAACAGAGAUCUGUUCGAACAACACGGCCUACCAGGAUGAGGAUCUCCAAGCUGCCGCAACUCUCUGUAUGGCUAAGCUGAUGUGUGUCUCGUCCGAAUAUUGCGAAAAGAACUUACCUUUACUCAUCACCAUACUCGAAAAAUCGCAGAAUCCCGUCACUAGAAGUAACGUUGUCAUCGCGUUGGGAGACAUGGCAGUCUGUUUCAAUCAUCUCAUUGACGAGAACACGGACUUCCUCUACAGGCGACUUAAUGACAGCGAUGCUUCGGUCAAGCGAACUUGUCUAAUGACCUUGACCUUCCUCAUCCUAGCAGGUCAAGUCAAGGUCAAGGGUCAGCUGGGCGAGAUGGCGAAGUGCCUAGAAGAUUCGGACAAGCGCAUCGCGGAUCUUUCACGGAUGUUCUUCACCGAGCUCGCGACAAAAGAUAACGCGGUGUACAAUCACUUCAUAGACAUGUUCUCAUUGCUGAGUGCAGAGAGGGAUCUAGAGGAGGAUGCUCUGAAGAGGAUUAUUAAAUUCCUAUCCUCAUUUAUCGAGAAGGACAAGCAUGCGAAACAAUUAGCCGACAAACUGGCAGCGAGAUUGGCCCGCUGCGAGAGUGAGCGACAAUGGAACGAUGUCGCGUAUGCUUUGUCACUACUUCAGCACAAGAACGAGGAGAUCCAGAAAACGGUCAGCGGCGGCUUUCAAUUCGUUCAAGCUGCUGCUUGA
Messenger RNA from Letharia lupina, 3579 nucleotides. RefSeq lists its product as uncharacterized. Gene Ontology annotation, cellular component: nucleus; condensed chromosome, centromeric region. Gene Ontology annotation, biological process: mitotic chromosome condensation; mitotic cell cycle; meiotic chromosome condensation. Gene Ontology annotation, molecular function: histone binding. NCBI's taxonomy places the organism in Eukaryota, Fungi, Ascomycota, Lecanoromycetes, Lecanorales, Parmeliaceae. Bases 1 to 3579 code for a protein of 1192 amino acids. The record is from RefSeq and is a predicted model, not a curated record. The transcript is spliced from 7 exons.